Molecule: messenger RNA, 4352 nt
Organism: Manihot esculenta (cassava)
Lineage: Eukaryota; Viridiplantae; Streptophyta; Magnoliopsida; Malpighiales; Euphorbiaceae
Exons: 18
Coding region: 244-2787 (847 amino acids)
Source: RefSeq, a predicted model, not a curated record
UUCGCCUCCCUCUCUUUCUCUCUCAACUUGUAUGCUCUUAUCUGUUGUUGGCCAGUUCGGCUCCCAAUAAUACCCACCUUUGCUUCCCUUCCAAUUAAUCAAAUUCAAAAUCAAUUCAAUUAAAACCCUUCAAAAAUCCCCUUAAUUCGACCUCAAUUCGUUGAAUUUCCAUUUCCAUUUCAAAUUCAAUUCUUCAUGCUUCCCAUCUGAUACUCAGUGAUUCUGCUUGAUUAUUUUGUGAACAUGAAGAGACAGCUACCUUCUGUGGUUGGAGUUCAGUCCCAGCUCGCUGGCUCACUUGGUCUUAACCAUACUCUCCCAAUUGAUACACAUUCUCAGUCGGAAGUAUCUGAGGAUGGUGACUGUAAGAGGUUCAAAGUUGCUAAGGUGAAUGGUUUCAUUGUUUAUUCUCGAGUGAAGAAGAGUAAAGCUAGUGAAUGUGAUAAAAUCAGUGAGGAUGUACUAAAUAAAAGGAUUAAUACCCUUGAGGAGCCACAACUUUAUGUAACCAAUAGAAUAAAUACUUCGCCUGAUGAAGAUUGGAAGUGCCCAGUAGUUGAAACUGUAAUUGAAGGGAAUCAAGAGGUGGUAGGAACUGUAAGCGGAGAGCAAUCUAUUAGCAAUGUGGAAUUGCCCUUUUGUAAAGAUGAACCAAUGAGUGAACCUAGGCCAAUUCCAGUUGAGGAAGGAGGCACCGGAGAGGCGCCAAAAUUGGUUGCUGGGGGUACUGAGGUGAAGAACAAUACGCUGAGACGGUUGACGUGGUCAACUUUGAAGUUAGAGCCUGUGGAGGUAAAAGUAAAUGGAUUAGAAGAUAUUGACAGCAAAAUGAUUUCAAAAAUACAUGUGGAGACGGUAGCUGAAGGAAGUGCAUUAAACCCUCCAAAGAAGAAUUUAGAAUUGAAAAUGUCUAAAAAGAUUGCAUUGGAUAAUGUACCAAUGACAGUCAAGGAGCUCUUUGAGACUCGUUUGCUUGAGGGGGUGCCCGUUGUUUACAUGGGCGGCAAGAAGUUUCAGGCAUUUUGUCUCCGGGGUACGAUCAAAGAUGUUGGAAUUCUGUGUUCAUGCUCUCUCUGCAAGGGAUGUAGAGUUAUUCCACCAUCACAAUUUGAGAUUCAUGCCAUCAAACAAUACAGACGUGCGGCUCAGUACAUUUGUUUUGAGAAUGGGAAGAGCCUGCUUGACGUUCUGAAUGCAUGCCGUAUAUCUCCUUUGGAUUCUCUAGAAGAAACAAUUCAGAAUGCCAUUAGUGGAUUGCCAAAAGAGAAAACUUUCACCUGUAAGAGAUGCAAAGGUACUUUCCCUACGAUUUGUGUUGGCAAAAUAGGGCCUUUAUGCAACUCUUGUGUGGAGUCAAAGGAAUCUGAUAGCACCCCAGCUUGUGAAACUAGUAUAAGUAUUAGCUUAGCAGGGCCGGUUCUGUCUGUCGAGGCCUCUGGAAGUGCUUCUAUCUCUACCCUCUCACAAGAUAAUACUCUAAGGAAGAGUACUAAAAAGUCUUCAAAACGAGAUUUAAACAUGAAGUCGGUAAAGAGUGUGCCAGCGAGAAUGUCUUCAAGGAAAAUGGGUGACUGGAAAAUAACAACAAAGCCAUCUGAACCAGACAUCAUGAAAAGGUCAUCCAAAAAUGCUUCUCUGCAUCUUUCCUCGCGAAAAAGGAAGCAAUGGAAGAUAACGCCGAGGACACCAAAACUAGCUGCAAUGUCCAAGUCCUUGAAAAGUGCAUCAGCAGGUGUCUCUUCACAAAAUAAGAGCCAGUGGAGAAUAACAAUGAAAGAUCAGAGGUUGCAUAAAUUGGUUUUUGAGGAAGGUGGACUGCCUGAUGGGACUGAAGUAGCAUACUAUGCUCGUGGGCAGAAAUUGCUUGUGGGUUACAAAAGGGGCUUUGGAAUACUUUGUUGUUGCUGCAACUGUGAGGUCAGCCCCUCAACAUUUGAAGCUCAUGCAGGGUGGGCUACUCGCAAAAAGCCGUAUGCAUAUAUUUAUACUUCUAAUGGUGUGUCACUUCAUGAAUUGGCAAUAUCGCUGUCAAAAGGUCGCAAGUACUCUGCCAGGGACAAUGAUGAUCUAUGCAUUGUCUGUGCUGAUGGUGGGAGUCUUGUCCUUUGUGAUGGGUGCCCAAGGGCCUUCCAUAAAGGAUGUGCAUCUCUGUCAAGUAUUCCCCGAGGUAAAUGGUUUUGCCAAUUUUGCGAGAAUAUGUUCCAAAGGGAAAAGUUUGUAGAACAUAAUGUCAAUGCUGUUGCGGCUGGAAGGGUUUCUGGAGUUGAUCCCAUAGAACAAAUAAGCAAGAGAUGCAUUCUUAUUGUCAAAAACAUAGAAGCAGAACUUAGUGGAUGUGUGCUAUGCAGAGCUUAUGAUUUUAGCAGAUCUGGGUUUGGUCCACGUACAAUUAUACUGUGUGAUCAGUGUGAGAAGGAAUUUCAUGUGGGUUGUUUGAGGAGUCAUAAAAUGGCAAACCUAAAGGAAUUGCCAAAAGGGAAAUGGUUUUGUUGUCCAGAUUGUUGUAGGAUCCAUUCUACUUUGCAGAAGUUGAUAGUCCGUGGAUCUGAAAAACUCCCCAUCUCACUUUUGAAUGUUAUAAAGAAGAAGAAUGAGGAGAAAAGUUUGGAAACCAUUAAUGAUAUUGAUGUGAGAUGGAGGCUUCUUAGUGGCAAAAUUGUUUCUCCUGAAACUAAAGUGUUACUUUCACAAGCCCUUGCUAUCUUCCAAGCGACUAUACCAAGGGAAUUGUUCGACACUAUCUGUAUCAAAGGAAAGUCCAUCAAAUUUUCGGUUGAUCCCUGGUGACACAACCUCGCUCUGAGCACACGAGGACGCGCCGCCACAGCUUCUGCAUCUCCUUCCAUGUGCCGGCGCGUGAGCCUUCCUGUGGCAUCCUUUUCCGUUGGCACUCUUUUUCGGCAUGUCGUGCCUCUUACCGGCCCUGUUCCGUGACCGGAUUUUCCUUUGGGUUUUCAAGGUGUUUUAACAUUAACUUAGUUGUUUCUACCUCUUUGUGUUGCUGGUCCUUUUUUAUCUUUAAAAAAGGCUCUGCCCCAUGGAUUAUUGAUUCUAGUGCAAAUAGACACAUGACGAAUUUUUCUAAAAACUUCUUUAAUUAUCUUUCGUGUCUACACAAAAGGACACAGUCAAAAUAACCGAUGGCUCUUUUAUUUCUGUCUCCAGAACCAGAUCGAUUGUUUGUAUUUCCAAUAUUAAGCUAUCUUUUAUUCUCCAUGUUCCUCAUUUUUCUAUUAAUCUUUUAUCUGUCAGUGCUCUUACCAAAGUCUUUAACUGUAAAAUUGAGUUUUUUUCCUAUCAUUGUAUUAUCCAGGAUCUUCAAACUGGGAAGAGGAUUGGUUAUGGUAGACUGCAUGAUGACUUACAUAUAUUGGAAGGGAAUUUGAGUUUGAAUUUAUCUUGAGCUUUUUUUGGAAAAAAUCAGAAUGUCAACCAGAAAAUCAUAGUGACAUCGACGGUUAGGACACCCAUAUUUCAAUGUGGUUCUUUAGUUUGUGAUACUUGUGAGUAUGCUAAACAUACAAGAACCUCUUAUUCCUCCAGUAACAAUAGGAGUAGUACGAUCCAUUUUGUGACCAUCCAUUCUAACGUUUGGAGACCUAUUCAAACGGUCUUACUAUCUAGUAAUCGUUGAUUUGUUACUUUUAUUGAUUGUUGCACUCGUAUGAUUUGGGUUUAUUUGAUAAAAGCAAAGAGUGAUGUGUUUUCUUGCUUUUAAUCUUUUCAUAAAAUGGUUUGUACUCAAUUUGAUACUAAGAUAAAAUUUUUGAGAACUAAUAACAUGGAUGGACAUUUUUCUGUUUAUCUGGAGUCUAAUGAGAUACUACAUCAAACUAGUUGUCCUCACACUAGUGCUAAAAUGGUGUUGCUAAAAGAAAAAAUAGGUAUCUAUUGGAAGUAGCUCGAUUUCUCCUUUUCACCAUGAACUUUUCAAAAACCUACUGCAGAGAUACAGUCUUAGCUGCAGUUUAUCUCAUUAAUAGAAUGCCUCUCAGAGCUCUUACCUUUAAAAGCCCUUUAGAGGUACUACAAGGGAAGGAUGCUUAUACUGUUUCACCAAAGGUGUUUGGAUGCACGUGUUUUAUUCAGACUAGAACAGGUGGGAAAGCUCGAUCCGAAGGCUUUUAAAUGUGUGUUUGUAGGGUACUCUCCCACACAGAAGGGUUAGAAGUGUUACCAUACGCCAUCUUGAAAAUACUUUGUCUGUAUGGAUGUCAUGUUUAGAGAGAGAACGAUGAGAGAGAAGAGGUGAUUCCUAGUUCUAUAACUCUAGAGCGUUUUACUCUAUAGGAGACUACUAUAUAGGGGAGAUUAAUGGUGAUUAGGAAAAUAUAAUAAUUGGGCGUUUGGAU